Molecule: messenger RNA, 894 nt
Organism: Vicia faba (fava bean)
Lineage: Eukaryota; Viridiplantae; Streptophyta; Magnoliopsida; Fabales; Fabaceae
Source: the annotation of a GenBank genome assembly
AUGACGCACAAUGGCGCCCACGCCGUCGCCAGCUACGAAGGUGCUACGCUCCAUUUCCGAUCCGACCCCGACGAUUCCGUUGCAAUCGCACCUCUCACCGUUCCAACCAUGUGGCCAGACCUUAUUCAGAAAUCCAAAGAUGGAGGAAUUGAUGUCAUUGAGACUUAUGUUUUCUGGAACUUACACGAACCUGUUCGACGCCAGGUUCUGUUCUUUUUCAUUGUCUUUCCACUUUCAUAUUGUUAUUCUUCUGUCUUUUACAUUGCAGUUUUUAGCAGCAGCAGGUCUAUAUGUUCAUCUCCGGAUCGGUCCAUACGCUUGUGCAGAAUGGAAUUACGGUGGUUUCCCUCUUUUGUAUGGUUGUUUCUUGGAUUCUACUGGGUAACUGCUGGUGGUCAGAGUUUGACAAGGGUUUCACCUCAGCUUUACUGGCUCUGUAUCACAUUUCUUGCUUUCGACGUUGCAAUUGUUGUGAUUUGUGUUACUGUUGCGUGUCUCAUUGGAAUUGCCGUUUGCUGUUUUCUUCCAUGCAUACUUGCUAUUUUGUAUGCAGUGACUGAUCAGGAAGGGGCAACCAAGGAAGAGAUUGACCUGUUGCCAAAAUACAAGUUCAGAAUAAUAAAGGAACUUAAAAAAGAAGGUGAUGCCCAAGAAUCAUCGAGAGGAGUGAUGACGGAAUGUGAAAGUGGUUCAGCUUCUGAGCAUAUUAUUGCCUUAGAAGAUGCAGAAUGUUGUAUCUGCCUUUCGGCCUAUGAUGAUGAAGCUGAACUUAGAGAACUUCCUUGCAAUCACCAUUUUCAUUGCACAUGCAUUGACAAAUGGCUGCUCAUCAAUGCCACCUGUCCUCUCUGCAAGUUUAACAUUUUGAGCACUGAUAACCUCCAAGAAGUUUGA